UCUCACCGCGUCAACGUGUCGAAGAUAUACCGAGUACGAUAACUGUACUGUAACUGUGACGCGAGUUCGUUUUCUUUCUUUUUUUGUUUCCGCGUGAUUCGUCGUUUCAACGGACGCUGGUUUGCCGAUCUAAGGGUGCUCCGACGAUCCGUUUUCCUACUAUCUCUCUUUCUCUCUCUCUCUCCCUCUCUCUCUCCCCCUUUCUCUCUCUCCCUCCCUCUCUCUACAUGAUUUAGUGCUUGUGAAGAAAAAGGGUUUUGUGCGUAUCGCGCGCACAGAUAAGUGCCGCUUCGUCACCGAAUCAGCUUAAGCUUGGUGCAUGGCUUCGCGUUCGAGAGUGAUAUCGUUGUUUCACUGCUGCGACGGAUAUAAGAGGAAGAUAGUGCGACGGAUCGCGCGGCUGGAUCGCCGAUGAGCCGUCGAGUGUGAUAGAAAAAGUGGUGCCUAUCGUCGAGUAAUACGACCGACGGCGCGAGAGGAUCGACCGCGAAAGAUGCUGACGUCCAGCGCGAAUCAGUAUCUCCGUCCUGAUCAUUACCUCACGCCGCUACCUACUACGCUGGAUGCGAAGAAAAGUCCACUCGCAUUGCUCGCACAGACCUGCAGUCAGAUAGGAGCGGAUCCACCGUCCAACAAAUCAUUACUAAGUUCCUUGGACAAGACAUCGAGUAACAGAUCAUCCAAAACUACGGAACAGUCUCGCGAGAAAUCCUCGCCGGCGGUGACGGUAUCAGUCACGGUGCCGAGCGAGUCCACGAAGACUAGUUUUAAGCCAUACGAAUCCUGCCUGGGACGUGAGAAGGCGUGCACGCCGGACGAGUCGCGAUCGACGUCAAGCCACUCGACGUCCGGCCGAUCGAGGACGCCCGGUAACAGCGGCAAACGAUGCCCGAGCAAUCAGAGUGCCGCGUCGACGCGCGCGGUCACGCCGCAAGGUAGGAAAACAGCAACGCCAAACGGCGAGGUCACGCGAGACUCGCCGGUUUCAAGAAACUCGGCGCCUUCGAGUACAGCAGACGCUUCCACGAGUCAGCCAACCGUGAGUAGUCCCUCGUUACAAGUGAAACCCGCCUACAGUCCCGUCAGCGUGCUUGCUAUGGCCGAUCCAUCAAUCAAGGAUCUCCCAUUGGGCACGUUUAAGCCUGGCGUCAGUCUACCAGUCUCCACCGCCGCCUACUUGGGCUACAGUCCCGGUCAACUACCUAUCGACGUGAUGGCCAAUUCACUCAUGUCCCAUCACGCCGCCCUGAAGAAUGGCAUCAACCCUUAUCUCUAUGCACGAUUGAAAAGUACCAGUGGACCCGCGGACAAUCUGAUGCCGAUAUGCCGUGAUCCCUUCUGCACCGGCUGCCAACUCAACUCGCACCUACUGUCGAGCCCCGCGACGGCCGCAGCGGCCGCCAAUGGCAAGUUGCCGUCGGGUGCGGGCGCGACGCCGGGUUCCUGUCCGGCUGGAUGCGCUCAGUGUGAUCACAAACCCGGCAGCGUUUCGCCCUACGGCUCGCUGGUUUACGCGCAUGCGCAACUGGCGGCACUGGCCGGCACGCAGCUACCCUAUGUCUGCAACUGGAUCGCGGGUGAUACCGCGUACUGCGGAAAAAGAUUCGGUACGUCUGAAGAGCUGCUGCAACAUCUCAGAAGUCACACGAACAUGUCGAGCGGCGCAACCGAUCCCGCAAGUGCGGCUGCCGCGCUCUCCCUACUGCCUGGGCCACCCCCGGCGUUGCACCCGACUCAUCCUCUGUUCGCGAGGUCUUACCCUACGCCGCCUUUAAGUCCACUCGCUACCGCGCGCUACCAUCCCUAUGGGAAACCCUCGCCGCUCUUGACACCGUCUCUGUCGACGCUCGGGCUGCCGCUUCCGCCGCCGCCACCACCGCCGCCGCAUCCACACGCGACUGCUGGACUAGCAUAUUUCUCGCCGUAUUCUAUCUAUGGAUCUCGUCUAGGUGCCACCUCCGGGAUGCACCAAUGAGUUCUCGGCGAUGAGCGUUCUCGUGAGCCAAACGCUUCCGAGAUAAAUCGGCCGGCGAACUGUGAUUCUGCUACGGAUUCGAGUACGUGAACGAAGAGCAUCGGUUCUACUAUACGCGGUGCUUUUGUCACGGAAUCUCGCGAAGGAAUCUGAAGUCAUAAAACGGAUAUCGAAGCGGUAGGAAUGUUUUUUUUUUUCUCGAUUACUACACUUGGAGAAAAACUUAGUGUUAGCAACUCUAUACAGGUGACAACUGUACAAGUAUUAUAUGUAGAAUUAAUGUAUAUGGGAUAUUCCACGUUAACGUGGACAAGUGUCUGGGCAAAAUUUGUGAAGUCGAAAUAAAACGAGGACUUAAAAUUUUCAUUUUUAUGUGUGGUUUAAGGAAAAACAAUGGCGUUUUGAAAAUUCAAAACGGCUGCUCCAAUAAUAUCGCUAGAAUAAAAAACGUAUGAAAAUUAUCGAAAAUAUUUAGUUCAUUGAUCAGGUGGUCCAAAAUUCAUUCAAUUUCCAGGAAAAUCGAUAUUUGUGGAUUUUUCGAAUUACUCAUGAACAACCAGUAGUCAUAUUUCCAAAAUUCGAAAUGACGGAUCCAGAAUGUAUUUUCCAAUUCAUUAUAAAUUUUUGUUCAUAAUCUAUGAAUCUUAACGAAAUGCAUCUUGGGAGACCCUCACAUAUCUAUCUUCAUGGGAAAAAAUCAAUUUUGGAUCACAUGAUUAAGAAUCUAAACGUUCCAGUCAAUUUUUGUUUCGCUACAGUCAUCAUAUUGCAUUAGUCAUUUUAAAUUUUGGAAAUCUGACUGUGGAUUAUUCAUGAGUGACCCGAAAAACUUUCAGACAUCGAUUUUUAGGAUUGAAUAAACUUUGGACUACUUGAUUAAUGAUUUAAGAAUUCCAGUCAAUUCUUCAUUCAUUACAGUCGCCAUACUGGAUCAUUUCGAAUUUUGGAAAUAUGACUACGGAUUGUUCACGAGUGAUUCGAAAAACCCAGAUAUCGAUUUUCAUGGAAAUCGAAUGAAUUUUGGACCACCUGAUCAAUGAAAUAAACUCGUUUUCAAUAAUUUUCAUAAGUUUUUUAUUCAUUCUAACCGCCAUAUUGGAGCAGCCGCUUUGAAUUUUAAAAAAUGCCACGUUUUUUCUUAACCAUACAUAAAAACGAAAAUUUUAAGUCCUCGAACGUGUUAUUUCGACUUCACAAAUUUUGCUCAGACGCUUGUCCCCGUUAACGUGGAAUGUCUCAUAUAUAAUUGAACAAAUUAUUUUAUAGUUGCAAUAACUAUAGAAUAGUUUUUUCACACAACUGUGCAUGUUAAUUUUACGUAUAAAACUUAUAUAAUUUUCACCUACAGUUGCUAUUAUGUCUUUUUCUCUGAGUUUACGCGAUAGUAUAUUUGGUGCGUCUUCCGCAAGCUGUACGCUAAGCUUUUUUUACCAUAUGAUUGAAAAUCUAAUACAGAAUUUGAAAGUAAUAUGCACAUGAAACAUCCUGUAGUUAUCCUUAGGUGCGAAUCAUUACUGUUUCGAUGUUGCCGCGAACAGACCCGAUAUUUUAUACUUUAAAUAUUAAAAUAUUUUAAUAAAUACUAAUUUUUUUAAAUAGAACUCAAUAGUAUCGAAGCAUUCUACUCUGCGAAUGCUAUUUCGCAGAGUAAAGAGAAAAAAUGUUAUAUUAUGUCUUUUCAUCUUUUAUUCUCGAAAAGAUAAAACACCGUCGUUAUCGCGUAUGGCUACCUCAGCUUUGCAAGAGUAAUGAUUCAAUCUUGUCGUUGCAUUUGAAAUACUUUUAGGACGAUUAACCCUCGUUCAGCAGUAUUGAUAAUGCAUGAGAAGCAACGAUGAAUUUAUGAAAUUCAUUCAUUUUUAGAAUAA
Messenger RNA from Mycetomoellerius zeteki, 3843 nucleotides. Its product is annotated as zinc finger protein Elbow. Lineage: Eukaryota; Metazoa; Arthropoda; Insecta; Hymenoptera; Formicidae. The record is from RefSeq and is a predicted model, not a curated record. Gene Ontology annotation, cellular component: nucleus. Gene Ontology annotation, biological process: negative regulation of DNA-templated transcription.